Messenger RNA from Saccharomyces cerevisiae S288C, 1785 nucleotides. It is a transcript of the gene BDP1, whose product is annotated as transcription factor TFIIIB subunit BDP1. The transcript has a single exon. The record is from RefSeq and is marked reviewed. Gene Ontology annotation, biological process: transcription by RNA polymerase III. The coding region runs from base 1 to 1785 and encodes 594 amino acids. Gene Ontology annotation, cellular component: nucleus; transcription factor TFIIIB complex. Lineage: Eukaryota; Fungi; Ascomycota; Saccharomycetes; Saccharomycetales; Saccharomycetaceae. Gene Ontology annotation, molecular function: RNA polymerase III general transcription initiation factor activity.
AUGAGUAGUAUUGUUAAUAAAAGUGGUACACGCUUUGCCCCUAAAGUAAGGCAGCGUAGAGCCGCCACUGGAGGAACACCAACUCCAAAGCCAAGAACCCCUCAACUUUUCAUUCCCGAAAGUAAAGAAAUAGAAGAAGAUAAUAGUGAUAACGAUAAAGGUGUUGAUGAAAAUGAAACGGCUAUUGUUGAGAAACCUUCGCUAGUUGGAGAACGCUCUUUAGAAGGCUUUACCUUAACCGGCACUAAUGGACAUGAUAAUGAAAUAGGUGAUGAGGGCCCCAUUGACGCCUCGACCCAGAACCCCAAAGCAGACGUUAUAGAAGAUAAUGUGACUCUAAAACCGGCACCCUUGCAAACCCACCGAGACCAGAAGGUACCGAGAUCCAGCAGAUUAGCUUCACUGAGUAAGGACAACGAAAGUCGUCCAAGUUUUAAACCGUCAUUUCUCGAUUCUUCCAGUAACAGUAAUGGGACUGCGCGACGUUUAUCUACAAUCUCCAAUAAGCUUCCUAAAAAGAUAAGGCUUGGAAGCAUUACAGAAAACGAUAUGAAUCUGAAAACUUUCAAAAGACAUAGGGUUUUGGGCAAACCUUCUUCGGCUAAGAAACCAGCAGGUGCACACAGAAUCAGUAUUGUCUCCAAAAUUUCUCCACCUACGGCAAUGACCGAUUCUUUGGACAGGAAUGAAUUUUCGUCAGAAACUUCUACAUCAAGAGAAGCUGAUGAGAAUGAAAAUUAUGUGAUUAGCAAAGUCAAAGAUAUCCCGAAAAAAGUGAGAGAUGGGGAGUCUGCUAAAUAUUUUAUCGAUGAAGAGAAUUUUACGAUGGCAGAGUUGUGUAAGCCAAACUUUCCUAUUGGUCAAAUAUCUGAAAACUUUGAAAAAUCUAAAAUGGCAAAAAAGGCAAAAUUGGAAAAGAGAAGGCAUCUUAGAGAACUCAGAAUGCGCGCACGACAAGAAUUUAAACCACUACACUCAUUGACUAAAGAAGAACAGGAAGAAGAAGAGGAGAAGAGAAAGGAAGAAAGAGAUAAACUACUCAACGCUGACAUUCCUGAGUCAGACCGCAAAGCACAUACGGCGAUCCAACUGAAGCUUAACCCUGAUGGUACUAUGGCAAUUGAUGAAGAGACUAUGGUUGUUGACAGACACAAAAAUGCUAGUAUCGAAAAUGAAUAUAAAGAAAAAGUUGAUGAAAACCCUUUUGCCAAUCUUUAUAAUUACGGGUCGUAUGGUAGGGGUUCAUACACAGACCCGUGGACUGUGGAAGAAAUGAUAAAGUUCUACAAGGCGCUUUCUAUGUGGGGGACAGAUUUCAAUUUGAUCUCACAAUUAUACCCUUAUAGAUCAAGAAAACAAGUGAAGGCCAAAUUCGUUAAUGAGGAGAAGAAACGUCCAAUAUUGAUUGAAUUGGCCCUUCGAUCUAAGCUACCGCCUAAUUUUGAUGAGUAUUGCUGCGAAAUCAAGAAGAACAUUGGUACAGUAGCAGACUUCAACGAGAAACUAAUCGAAUUACAAAACGAGCACAAACAUCAUAUGAAGGAAAUCGAAGAAGCAAAGAAUACGGCAAAGGAGGAAGACCAAACUGCACAAAGGCUAAAUGAUGCUAAUUUGAAUAAAAAGGGAUCUGGUGGUAUUAUGACAAAUGAUUUGAAAGUUUAUAGAAAAACGGAAGUUGUUCUGGGUACAAUUGAUGACUUGAAAAGGAAGAAACUCAAAGAAAGGAAUAAUGAUGACAAUGAGGAUAAUGAAGGAAGUGAAGAAGAGCCUGAGAUUGAUCAAUAA